Striga asiatica is the source of this 165-nucleotide messenger RNA. NCBI's taxonomy places the organism in Eukaryota, Viridiplantae, Streptophyta, Magnoliopsida, Lamiales, Orobanchaceae. The record is from the annotation of a GenBank genome assembly.
AUCGAGAGCGUAGGUAGAGUCCGAGUUGUUGUUGUCAGUCCGCGGAAGUCGCGUGAGAGCAACCAGAUAGAAGCCUUUAAAAUCGCGAUUGGUGUCGAUGAAUUCCAUUCAUUUGAGCAUCGCUGGAGGACGUGGAAUUUGAGCACGACGGCCUUCUGGUCGGUG